This is a messenger RNA of Diaporthe citri, 1398 nucleotides long. RefSeq lists its product as uncharacterized. Gene Ontology annotation, cellular component: oligosaccharyltransferase complex; endoplasmic reticulum membrane. Lineage: Eukaryota; Fungi; Ascomycota; Sordariomycetes; Diaporthales; Diaporthaceae. The record is from RefSeq and is a predicted model, not a curated record. The coding region runs from base 1 to 1398 and encodes 465 amino acids. The transcript is spliced from 4 exons.
AUGAAGCUCUUCCUUUCUUUUCUUCUGCUGGCCCUGGCAGCUGUUACGCAAGCUGCAAGCGCCACGGGCGAUCGCCUUCUGAGCAUCUGGGAGGAUGUCGAGGACCAGAAGCUCUACUCCAAGUUCGUAGGAGACCUGGAGAGGCGAGGGUACAAGAUCACACAUGCGACUCCCAAACAGGAGGACCUGAGGCUGGAUCACCUCGGGGAGAAGACCUUUGACCACCUCAUCAUCUUCCCAACAAAGUCAAAGGGACUCGGCCCCAACCUGACUGCCCAGAAGAUUCUCGACUUCCUCAACGCCGGCGGCAACAUCCUGCUUGCUCUGAGCGCCACGCAGCCCGUCCCCACCGCCCUGAACGCUCUCCUUCUCGAGUUGGACAUCCACAUCCCCGCCGAGCGAACCGGCCUGGUGGUUGACCACUUCAACUACGAUGCCAAGUCCGCCGCUGAUCUUCACGAUGUCAUCCUCAUGCCCACUCCCGGCGACUACCGAGACGACACCAAGAACUACUUCGGCAGCGGUGGAAAGAAAGACCUGCUCGCCUUCCCUCGCGGUCUCGGCCACACCCUGGGCAAUGGUCCCCUCCUGACGCCCAUCCUGAGGGCGCCCCGGACAGCCUACAUCUACAACCAGAAGGAGCAGUCCGAGGUUGUCGACGAGGUCUUUGCUGCCGGCGAGCAGCUCUCGCUCGUUUCCGCCUUCCAAUCCCGCAACUCUGCCCGCUUUACCGUCGUGGGCUCCGCCGAGAUGUUCCAGGACAAGUGGUUCGACGCCAAGGUUAAGCUCCCCAGCGGCAGCGAGGCUGUCACGGCUUGGAACCUGCAGUUUUCCCGACGCGUCAGCGCCUGGACGUUCCAUGAGAUCGGACACCUGCGCGUCAACCACGUCGAGCACCACCUGGCUGAGGAGGGUCCGCUGGCCAACGUGUCUAACCCAUCCAUCUACCGUGUCAACAACAAUGUCACAUAUGAGAUCUCCCUCUCGGAGUGGGUCUGGGACAGGUGGUGGGACUUCAAGGUCCCCGAGGGCGAUGAGCUACAGCUCGAGUUCAGCAAGCUGUCCGCCCUGCACCGCAUUCCCAUCAAGAAGAUGAAGCGUGCCUCGUCCGAGACCGCGGGCAUCUUCCGCGUGACCUUCAGGGUUCCCGACCACCACGGCGUCUACAACUUCAUAACCAACUAUAAGCGCCCAUUCCUGUCCAACAUCGAGGAGAAGCACUCCGUGACCGUCCGCCACAUGGCCCACGACGAGUACCCCUACAGCCACGAGAUCCCUGCCGCCUGGCCCUACCUUGCCAGCAUUGGCGUUACCUGCGUGGGCUGGCUGGCCUUCGUCGCUAUUUGGAUGUUCAACAAGCCUGCACAGCAGGCUGCUGACGCCAAGAAGAAGCAGUAG